CCCCACUGUACAAAAAAUGUACAUUUUCAGCGAUGGCUGUGCUGGCCAGUACAAAGGAAAGGGCACCUUUGCUGACCUUAGCCUGUACACUGGUAAGAAAAUAUUUUCAUCGGUUGUGCGGUCUUAUCCCGCUCUUUGUCUUUUCUAUGUUGUUGGCUUUUUUUUUUUUUUCAAUAUAAAUUUAUGCCCUUUUUGUUAAAAAGUACCCACAUCUCGCAUACAUGAAUUAUGAUGUACUCUGUGCCCCUAUUUCAUCACAACAUUGAGAUAUUUCAGGUACAGUUCUACUGUUUUCCCUUCUCAGGCCAAAAGAUACAGCGCAUUUUCUUUGGGUCAGAGCAUGGGAAAGGGGAGGCUGACGGUGAGACUGGGGUCAUCAACCAGGCUGUGGACCGGGCGGUGACCUCAGGGAAGCUCACCGUCAAGGAUGCUGGAGACCUCUUUGCCUGGUGUAACAGAGAGCUGGUCAGAUCUCUGGACGGUUUCCGACGGGAAUUCUUCCUGGUUGGAAAAAAUGAAAUCCUAAGGGACCGUCCAGAGACUGAUGUGAUCACCAUCCCUGGGACCCGGAGGAUCCACCAGGCGGAGAGGGUCUCCAACUACAUUAUAAGGACAAGGACGCUGGCAUGCUUCUGCCCUGCCUGUCGAAGGGAUGAAGGUGGAUGCCACAACCAGGCAUAUGUGGGCACCCACAUUAUCCACAAGAUCCGACCAAGCCACCCCAGUGUCCUUAACGAGGCAUUUUUGGAGGACCCAGAGCCUUCUACUUCCCAGCACAAGGAAACGGAGUCCACCACCUUGGAUCGAACUGAGCCAAGGAUUGGCGACUUCGUUUCAAUUACAUACACUGUUGGAAGGAAGCAACUCAUGUACAAUGCUGUUGUCAUUCCACCACAAGAGGUUCUAGAGGAUGGAGAGCUCCUUGUUUCCUUCAUGAGGAAACAAGGGGCUUCUUUCAUUUUCCCUCAUGUACCAGAGAUAUGUGUAGUACACCUCGAGGAGGUUGUGGUCCUCCACCCUCCGACUAUAGACAAUCGGGGGAGACAUUUUUUUGAUUAAUUUUUUUUUUUGAAUGUUUUUUGUUGUUGUAUUUGGUGGGGAGGGUGUUAUUGAAUAUUGGAAUACAAAAUCUUUUCAACUGUG
Molecule: messenger RNA, 1143 nt
Organism: Aplysia californica (California sea hare)
Lineage: Eukaryota; Metazoa; Mollusca; Gastropoda; Aplysiida; Aplysiidae
Exons: 3
Coding region: 229-1059 (276 amino acids)
Source: RefSeq, a predicted model, not a curated record